GUAGUGCUGGGAAAAGCAAAUGGAAUAGUCGAGUUAGCGCAGUGAAAAUCGAAAAUUUUCUAUACCUUUCAGGUUAGGUGUUUGCUUAGAAUUCCAAUUGAGUGGCACAAGAGCAUUUUAGUGCCUAGUUUAUUGUCAUUUGUUUGUCGUUGGAAAUAAAUUUAUUAAUCGUAAUUUUAGGCUCCUUUAAGGCUAGUAAUUGGGAUGAUGUACGAACACUGAUGAUAGCUUAGGAACAACUAAAAUGUCGACCUCUAGCGAAGAUGUGUUGCUUCAAGUCCCCAGUGUGCGCUACAAAAAAGGAGAUGGCAGUUUGUUCUUAAUGGAUACCCGUUUAAUUUGGAUGGUUGAGAACCGAGACACAGUCGCAGUGUCCCAUUCUUAUGCUGAUAUUAAAUCUCAGAAAAUUUCACCAGAAGGCAAAGCCAAAGUGCAACUCCAGGUUGUUCUUCACAAUGGAGUUUCAUCAACCUUCCACUUUACAAACAAAAACGGCCUUCAGGGUCAACUGGCUGACAGAGAUAAAGUAAAAGAAAUGCUGCAAAGUCUGCUGCCAAAGUUCAAAAGAAAGGUCGACAAAGAGCUGGAAGAGAAAAACAAAUUAUUGUCGACCAACCCCACCUUGCUUCAGCUAUAUAAGGAUUUGGUUAUGACUGAAGUGGUAACUUCUGAAGAAUUUUGGGCUCAACACGCCGUGCAGUAUACUCAAAAGCACAAACAACCCCAGCAAAGCAUAGGGGUCUCUGGUGCAUUUUUGGCUGACAUUAAGCCACAAACUGACGGCUGCAACGGAUUGAAAUAUAAUAUCACUCCUGACAUAAUAGAGUGUAUAUUCAAAACUUACCCUGCCGUUAAGAAAAAGUACUUAGAAAAUGUCCCUGCAAAAUUGACAGAAACUCAAUUUUGGACCAAGUUCUUUCAGUCCCAUUACUUUCACAGAGACCGCAAGUAUGCGGAAAGUAAAGAUGUUUUUACGGAAUGUGGCAAGCUAGAUGAUCAGGAAAUGAAAAAAGAUAUCCAAAAAGGUGUUGAUGAUCCCUUGGUCAAUUUAACCGAGUUUGAGGAUAAAUCUUUAGAUGAGGGAUAUGGGAUCGCUAGGGACAAACCAGCUGGCAAUAUUGGAACCGUGAGUCAGUCUAUGAUCAAAAGAUUCAACCAGCACUCGAUUAUGGUAUUAAAAGCGAGUAAUGGUAAAUCAAAUGUACCCUCUGCCAGCGAUAACGAUAAAGCUAGCGCGAAUAAUACUAGCAAUGUACCCGUUAACAAAAAGCAAAAAAUUAUAGAAAAAAUAACUUAUGAGGACUUGGAAAGUGAAGAUAUGGGCCAUACUAAUGGAGUUCAUCUAAACUUGUCCAAAGUGGAAAGGUACCUGCACGGGCCUAUGCCCGACUCGUCGGCAGAGCAUAUUAGUCCCAAUGAAGCGUCUUCUGUUCUAAGAGGAGUCCUUCAGGAAACAAGACAGUGGCAGGCUAGAUCUCACACAGGCAGUUUAGUCAGUCCUGCCGCCGCAGUAGGUGCUUUGGGCGAAUUGUCGCCGGGAGGCGCCUUAAUGAGGGGUUUUCAGGAACAAUCCUUAGCACAAUUGGUGCCUUCCGACAUUGAAAAGGAGGUUAGGAAUUUGUAUUUGGCGUUGUGCGAGUUGUUGGCUCAUUUUUGGAAAUGUUUCCCGCCGACCACGAGCAAUUCGGAGCAGAAAGUGAUGAAAAUGCACGAGGCCCUGCAACGAUUUCAAACCGUGAAACUCAAACCCUUCGAGGAUAAACUGAUUAGGGAGUUUUCGCCAUUAUCGCAUCACUUGACCAAACACCUGAAUCAACUGCUGAAUGCAGCUUACCAAAAGUUUAAUAAUUGGCAAAAGAUCAAAGGCAGAUAGUGGCGGAAGAUAAUGUUCAACGCGAAUUUUUGUUUGCAGCCCUUAGCUGGUUCUUUGUGAUAAUUUAUUAUGUUUUUAGGCAUUUUAAUAAAUGCGAGUGUCUUUUUUUUUCUGCGUUUUGCUUUUAACAAGGUACAAAUCACCAUCCAAAAUUCGGACACCAGAUUUCACAUAACCACCUGCUAUUCCUUAAAUAGGGUUAUUGGUAAAUUCGUAAACGCAUAAUAAUUUAUUAUAAAAUACAUAUUGAAUUUGAAUAGUGAAUUAAGAAGUGGUUAAUAUAUUUUAUAAAUGCCACAAGUUUAAAAAACGGACUUAA
Molecule: messenger RNA, 2192 nt
Organism: Cylas formicarius (sweet potato weevil)
Lineage: Eukaryota; Metazoa; Arthropoda; Insecta; Coleoptera; Brentidae
Gene: Tfb1
Product: general transcription factor IIH subunit 1
Exons: 8
Coding region: 245-1873 (542 amino acids)
Biological process (GO): transcription by RNA polymerase II; transcription by RNA polymerase I; nucleotide-excision repair
Cellular component (GO): transcription factor TFIIH holo complex; transcription factor TFIIH core complex
Source: RefSeq, a predicted model, not a curated record